Aspergillus sclerotioniger CBS 115572 is the source of this 1683-nucleotide messenger RNA. RefSeq names its product histone deacetylase HOS2 (gene hosA). Gene Ontology annotation, molecular function: histone deacetylase activity. The transcript has a single exon. The record is from RefSeq and is a predicted model, not a curated record. Lineage: Eukaryota; Fungi; Ascomycota; Eurotiomycetes; Eurotiales; Aspergillaceae. The coding region runs from base 126 to 1580 and encodes 484 amino acids.
CCACGUCCUUUCGCCUCCACAUCUUCCCGCGUACGCAAGCAUGAUCUGAGCUGAGAAGCAACCCUCUCUUGCACCCAAUCGACCCCCCUCAUCUUUUCCCCGACAGUCCCUCAAAAACCGUCGCCAUGGCGCGCUCCGCCAUUGUCCAAGAAUACGCCCCUCCGACCUCCGCGCCCACCUUCUCCGUCGACCGCAAAGUCACCAGCGAGCGUCAACAGAAUAGCAUUGCUCGCCCAAAUGGCUACCGCGUUUCCUGGCACGCCAAUCCGGCCGUCGAACCACACCAUUUCGGCCAGUCGCACCCCAUGAAGCCAUGGCGGCUGACCCUCACCAAGCAGCUGGUCAUGGCCUACGGGAUGCACCAUGCGAUGGACCUCUACCUGGCGCGCGCAGCCACCUACGAAGAACUGGCCGAUUUCCACAAAUCCGACUACCUCGAUUUUCUGCAACAGGUCAUGCCCGGAGAUAUGGAGAAUCCCGAACAAACCGAGAACAUCGCGCGCUUCAAUUUUGGUGACGACUGCCCCAUCUUCGACGGCCUCUACAACUACUGCUCCCUCUACGCUGGCGGCACCAUCGACGCAGCCCGCAAGCUCUGCAACAACCAGUCUGAGAUCGCAGUCAACUGGUCCGGUGGCCUGCAUCACGCCAAAAAGUCCGAAGCCAGCGGCUUCUGCUACAUCAACGACAUCGUCCUCGGCAUCCUGCAGCUCCUACGCCUCCACCCGCGCGUCAUGUACAUCGACAUUGACGUCCACCAUGGCGACGGCGUCGAGCAAGCUUUCUGGUCCACUGACCGCGUCCUCACCGUCUCCUUCCAUAAAUACGACAAGGACAACUUCUUCCCCGGCACCGGUUCCCUCGACAGCACGGGGCCCACACACCCACUCAACCCGGGUGCCCACCACUCCGUCAACGUCCCCCUCCACGACGGUAUCGACGACGAAUCCUACAUCCAGCUCUUCCGCGACGUGGUCGGUUCCUGCGUUGACGUUUACCGACCCGGUGCCAUCGUUCUCCAAUGCGGAGCGGAUUCCCUCGGCUGCGACCGCCUGGGCUGCUUCAACCUCAACGUCGCCGCCCACGGUGCCUGCGUCGCCUACGUCAAGACCUUCAACCUCCCCCUCCUUGUCGUCGGUGGCGGCGGCUACACCCCGCGCAACGUCUCUCGUGCGUGGGCCCACGAAACUUCUAUCCUCAUCGACGCCCAAGACGUGAUCGACCCUCACAUCCCGGAAACCGUCACCUUCCGCAACCACUUCGGCCCUGACUUCUCCCUCUUCCCACCUCUCUCCGAAAUGCGCAAGCUCGAGAACAAGAACCCCCGCACGUACCUCGCCGGUCUCGUCCAAUCAAUCCGCGAACAGCUCCGAUACAUCCAAGGCGCUCCCAGCGUACAAAUGAGCUUCAUCCCGCCAGACAUCCUCGGUCUCCGCGAAGACACAGAGAAAGAAAUCGAAGAAGAAACAGCCAUGAUGGACGAAGAACGCGAGGAACGUACAGGCGGGGGUAGUCUCGGGAAAGCGAGUCGAAGGAGAGAUUUAGAGCGAGGGGCCGGCCAACGAGCCGAAUUCUAUUAACCCCCCAACCUCUUCUCUCUACUCUUUCUUUCCUUUCUUCCCAUUGUGAGCUACACAAUUCAUUUCUGGAGUUGGUCGGUGGUCGGAUCUAUCAGGAUGGAUG